AGUGGCAAAAAGCUAUACUGUACCUUUAUCGAUUUUAAAAAGGCAUUUGAUACCGUCUGGAGAGCAGGUCUGUGGCAAAAAUUACAUAGCAGCAAUAUAAACGGGAAAUGUUUCAAAGUUAUCUAUAACAUGUAUAAUAAUAUUAAAUCCUGUGUUCAAUUCAACUCGAAAACGUCAGAUUUUUUCCCCUGCUUGAUCGGGGUUAGACAAGGGGAAAAUUUAUCCCCCUUUCUUUUUUCAGUAUUUCUUAAUGACAUUGAAAGUUAUUUUGCUUCUUUAAGUUGUGUUCCACUCGAAAAUGUACGGGAUAAGCUGUAUAAUGAACUACAUAUUUUUGUAGAAAUUUUUGUACUCCUAUACGCUGAUGACAGUGUCCUAUUUUCAGAAAGUCCAGAGGGACUGCAGAGUGCUUUGAAUGUAUUCCAGCAGUAUUGUAAGAUUUGGAAGCUUAAUAUAAAUGUAAAUAAAACAAAAGUCAUGGUUUUUCGCAAGAGGAAAAGUAAACAACAACAUGUAUUUGUAUUACAAAAUGAAAUUUUAGAAAUUGUAGAUAAUUUUACUUACUUAGGAAUAACAUUUAAUUACAAUGGCAGUUUUGUAAACGCAAGACGCAGAUUGAUCAACCAGGCCCAAAAGUCAAUAUUUGCUAUCUACAAAAAAAUCAGGAACCUUUCUCUUCCUAUAGAUUUACAAUUAAAACUAUUUGAUUCUUUAGUGGAACCGAUUCUAUUGUAUGGAUCGGAUGUAUGGGGAUUCGAAAACCUGAAAAUAAUCGAACAGAUUCAUCUCAAAUUUUGUAAAAGAAUUCUUAAAGUGAGAUCCACAACGCCUAAUUUUAUGAUUUAUGGCGAGCUAGGUCGUGUGCCAUUGGAAAUAAAUGUUAAACUAAGAAUGUUAGGUUUUUGGAAUAGAAUAAUUAGUAAUGAAAACAAACUCAGCAGCAUAUUACUACGACUAGCUUUACAUAUGCAAAACGAUGAUACUCUUCAGUUCAAAUGGAUUAACUAUAUAAAAGGUAUUUUCAAUGAAACGGGAUUUUAAAACAACGGCUUAACGAUCACUUUGUACAGCAAUGGUUCGAUGACAUUACUAGCUCAUCUCGUGGGCAGUUCUACACUCUAUUUAAAACGGAAUUUGGUCUAGAAAAAUAUUUAUUAAAUCUGCCAGAACAUAUCAGAACACCAAUAACAAAACUGCGCACCUCGAAUUUGAAGUUUCCAAUUGAAACAGGUAGAUGGUAUAACAUACCCCGAGAUAAUCGACUAUGUAAUUUGUGCGCGGAAAGUGUCGGAGAUGAAUUUCAUUAUAUAUUUGAAUGUAAUAAUAUAACUAUAUCCACCUUACGUAACAAAUAUAUUCCCCGU
Molecule: messenger RNA, 1364 nt
Organism: Mizuhopecten yessoensis (Yesso scallop)
Lineage: Eukaryota; Metazoa; Mollusca; Bivalvia; Pectinida; Pectinidae
Exons: 2
Coding region: 130-1041 (303 amino acids)
Source: RefSeq, a predicted model, not a curated record